AUGAACACGCCCAUUCCAGCCUCCCCCGAGAAGAGGGAAGCCCUGUUUUCAGGGGUGAACGACCUUCUUUUGAAAGGGGCUGUAGUCGAAGUUUUUCCGACUACCGAAGACAAGGGGUUCAUUUCCACACUCUUCCUGACAGAGAAAUCGUCAGGCGGAUGGCGCCUUAUCCUAAAUCUGCGGCGGCUGAACCAAUGGAUCAGACCGCAAAAAUUUGGCAUGGACACUCUCGUUCUUAUUCUCCAGGGGCUCAUGCCCAGGGACUGGGCCGCUACUAUAGACCUCAAGGAUGCUUACUUUCACGUGCCUAUUUUCUGGACGGUCGUACGUAUCAGUUCAAAGUUCUUCCCUUUGGUCUAUCCACGGCUCCUCCGGGUGGUAAAAUCCCUAGGUGCAGUGUUCCACGCGAGAGGGAUACGGAUUUUCAUGUACCUAGACGACUGGCUCGUGGUCGCAAAUUCCCGAGCAACUCUGUUGCAUCAUCUCAGCAUUGUCUUAGACAUGACGGAAACAGUAGGGUUCAUUAUCAACCGGGAGAAAUCGGUUUUGGUUCCCACGCAACUUCCGCUGUAUCUGGGGGCGCACAUCGAUCUUGUUCAUUCAGUGGCGUUCCCCUCCACGGGUCGGAUCCGCAAGUGCCAGCUAGCAAUCACUCAGCUUCUUUCCCUUCCGCAUUCCCCAGCCGAGUCGUGGCUGCGGAUGUUGGGGUUUCUCGCGAGCCUAGUAGACCUAGUUCCUUAUUGCCAGCUUCUUAUGCGCCCUCUUCAACUGCAUCUGCUCGCGUUUUUCUCUCCAGCGUCUCGGGACUUGUCAGCUCAGAUUCCCUUGAACGCAUUUGUCGCCAGGCACCUAAGGUGGUGGCUUCAGGAGAACGUGCUUCAGGGCGGGAAGUCUUUCCCCGACCCUCUCCCAGUCUUUCGCUUUUCGGCCGACGCCUCCCUCGAAGGUUGGGGCAGUUGUUCGCUCACGGAGCGCAUCACGGGUGACUGGUCGCUGGAAGAAUCCACCAGUCACAUAAAUGUUCUGGAGCUUUUAGCAGUUCGUCGGUCUCUGGAGGCCUUCGUCGAUCGGGCAAAGGGGAAAGCUGUGUUAGUUCAUUCCGACAGUUCAACCGUGGUCUCCUAUAUCAACCGUCAGGGCGGCACGCAUUCACCAACGCUAUGCUUCCAUACAUGGCAGCUCCUGCUUUGGUGUCUCAGCCAUCGCAUUCAUCUUCGAGCAGCUCACAUUCCCGGCCGACUGAAUGUCCUCGCCGAUGGGCUGUCUCGACGUCGGUUACCUCCACUCCGUCCGACGGAGUGGAGGCUGUGUCCGGUCGUGGCCCAGCAUAUUUUCAACACGUUCGGGCGUCCCAACCUAGAUCUGUUUGCUACGAGCUCGAACACUCAGCUUCCGACGUUUUGCUCCCGGUUUCCGGAACCAACAGCGUGGGCAGUGGAUGCCCUGUCCAUCUCAUGGGACGGGUUUUGGGCGUACGCGUUCCCGCCCUUGUCGCUUCUUCCGAGGGUGAUGGGGCACAUCCGUCGCCACCAGUGCAAGGCUUUCCUGAUAGCACCAUGGUGGGCCCACCAGGGUUGGUUCCUACUUCUGCUGAGUCUUCUUUUCGAGCAUCCCCGCGUGUUGCUGGUUCUUCCGGACCUUCUUCAACAGGCCCGGUCGUGGGUCGGCCUGAACCAUUUAACAUCGCUGAACUUGACUGUUUGGCCCUUAUCCGGGAUAAUCUCCGAGUCGGGAGUCGACUCGCGCGAUCUACAACAGUCGCCUUAA
This is a messenger RNA of Anneissia japonica, 1767 nucleotides long. RefSeq lists its product as uncharacterized. The coding region runs from base 1 to 1767 and encodes 588 amino acids. NCBI's taxonomy places the organism in Eukaryota, Metazoa, Echinodermata, Crinoidea, Comatulida, Comatulidae. Gene Ontology annotation, molecular function: nucleic acid binding. The record is from RefSeq and is a predicted model, not a curated record. The transcript has a single exon.